AUACACAGCAUCAAACAGCAAUUGGGGUGUUACUAGAGGAAGGGAGAGGGAAGAGAAGAAGCAUCAUUUAAAAAUGGAAAACCGUCAUGGAAUUGGGAAUAUACCUGCCUAGCAGCUCUGAAACUCUCUUCUAAAAACUUUUCAUGUGGAAUUAACAAGAACAACAAAAAAGCUGGGACUGCAUAAACAAUAUGUGGAAUUUAAGCUAUAGUGGUGUUAGCGCUGACACUUGGUUAACCUAUUCAGAUUUAACUAUGGUGUAGAAACAGAGUGGGUCAUGGAUCCACAUAUGAAGAAAUCUGAGUUAAAAAUGGAGGAAGCUGCGAUUUAAUAAUGGCUGACAAGACCAGGUCCAUGUUAGCCACUGUGGCAAAUCAUUCUGUUCUGAAUCUUACAACCGCCCAGUGGGAACCCAAUCCUACCGUUCCUGCUGAUGUGGGUGUUGUCACAAGCUCUCAGUCACAGAUCAAAGAUCUUUUCGGUUUGUUCUGCAUGGUUACCCUCAACCUCAUUGCUUUGUUGGCCAACACUGGUGUGAUGGUGGCGAUUGCUCGUGCGCCUCACCUUAAGAGGUUUGCCUUUGUGUGCCACCUGUGUGCAGUUGACUUGUUGUGUGCCAUCCUCCUGAUGCCUUUGGGGAUCAUAUCCAGCUCGCCGUUCUUUGGAACUGUUGUGUUCACUGUUCUGGAGUGUCAGGUUUACAUCUUUCUUAACGUUUUCCUCAUUUGUCUGUCCAUUCUCACCAUCACAGCCAUCAGUGUAGAACGUUAUUUCUAUAUUGUACACCCAAUGCGUUAUGAAGUCAAGAUGACCAUCAAUCUUGCUAUUGGUGUCAUGUUACUAAUCUGGGUUAAGUCAGUUCUCUUGGCUACUGUCACACUGUUUGGAUGGCCACCUUACGGACCUCAGAGCUCGAUUGCAGCAGCUCACUGCUCUCUUCACGCGAGCCACAGUCGCCUAAGAGGAGUAUUUGCAGUGCUCUUCAGUGUGGUUUGUUUCCUGGCUCCAGCAGUGGUCAUCUUUGCUGUUUACUGUGCUGUGUACAAGGUGGCUCGUUCUGCAGCACUGCAGCAAGCCCCUGCAGUAACAACAUGGGCAAAUGCAAGCCCUGCCAAGGAUCGCUCUGACUCCAUCAACAGCCAGACUACCAUGAUCACUACCACCCGUACUCUGCCACAAAGACUUUCUCCAGAGAGGGCAUUCAGUGGAGGCAAAGCUGCACUGACUUUGGUAUUCAUCGUAGGCCAGUUCCUGGUUUGUUGGUUGCCCUACUUCAUCUUCCACCUGCAGAUGUCUCUGACUGGUUCCAUGCAGAGCCCUGGGGACUUGGAGGAAGCUGUCACCUGGCUGGCCUACUCCUCUUUUGCUGUCAACCCAUUCUUCUAUGGCCUGUUGAACAGACAGAUCAGAGAGGAGCUGGUAAAGUUUAGACGUUGCUGCCUUACACAGCCUGUGGAGUUUGGGGCAUCAAGCCAAGAGGGUUCGUUUCAGGAAAACUUCCUGCAGUUCAUCCAAAGAACCACUAGUACAGCUGAAACUCGAUCCAACUGUGCCAACUCCAGUCCCCAACCAUCCACUAACCAUACUGUGGACCAAGUAAAUAAAAUACCUGGACAAAUACCAGAGGAGCAUGCUUAAACAAUGAUGAGCAGAAGUUGUGUACUGCAGAGCUAAUAUGCAGUCACUGUAGCUGUUCUUUGUUUUUGCAAAACAUUGUAUCUUAAUCAAUAUGUUUCUGUCCGUGCUGGGGAAAAGUAGGCCACUUUUGAAGGAAUAAGUGAUGGUGGACAAAAUCCAGUGGCCUCUAUAAACAGAAGGAACAGUUACAAUAAUGCUUUUAACAUACAUAUGGACAUUGAUAGUAUUGUUUUAAGAUAGUAUUGGAAAAAAAUCUGUUCAAGUACAAAUAUAAUGUUUAGGAUGUUUUAUCUUUUAAUUAUGAGAAGUUUUCCUCUUUAGGUCAAGGGACUGUGGUUGUACUGUAACCUGAAAUAUUGAAAUGAUGAUCUAUUCUCCCAUGUAAAUUUUCCUUUCUCUUUUUAAUUGGUAUGAUUUUAACAGUGUAUGUGGUAAUUUUCUAUAUGUUUAUAAAUGUAAAUCUGGAAUGAAUGUAAAUCUGGAAUACUGCAAUAAUAAGGUCUUGAGAGUUGGUUCCCGGAUUCCUCUCAAUAACAAGUAUAGUAUAUAUCUCAAUAAUAAUGUAUAUUUAAAUGCUAUUUUUGUGUUGACAUUUUUAAAGUGCUAAAUGUUUCCAAGCUGUGGGCCUUUCUAUUUAAUAUUCAGGAGCUUGUGGUUAUCAUAUAUGACCAAAUAAUCCCGUAGAAGUGCCAAUGCUCUCUGUGUUCAGAGGUCAAAUGAACCUGAGGGCUAAUACCUUUGAGUUCUUCUGUGCAACAGAUAUGCUGAUGGAUCAUGGGCAUCAGCUGGCUCUGUCGUCAUGGAAAUUAAGUGACUGGAGGUGACUCGCACAGCACCAGCGACCUUUCAGCUGGAUGUAUACUUAAGAAUCAGAUCCUGAUUGGAGUUUGCUAAUUCACAUUGAAAAGGUCUAGAAGUUCAGAUACGGAUCAUUAACAUGCAAAGAAAGACUGAAGGUAGGUCACAGAAGUCCCUGCAAAUAUGGACUACUAUAAUAGUGACAUAGGUAUGGUGAGGAAACGAUAGUGAAUUUACAAUGGAAAUCAUUACUGGGCAAUGAUUAUGCUCUGAGAGUGGUGACAAAGUGCUAUUUUAUGACCCCUGCUGUUUGUGUUAGUCUUUCACAAACAGGGAAAAAGACAGAAUAGAGUGGUUACAGCAAAUACCGGCUAACACCAUUUCACUUACUGUGCUAUACACGAUGCACCACUCUUACCUUACUGUAACUGUAUAUUUAAUCCCUGGGUAAAUGCCGUGGUAGCUUUUUUGUAUUUUUACCAGGUGGAUAUUAAUGAUGCAGAAGCACACAUGGGAGCAUAAAGGACUCUAUUAUUCAAAUGUACAGUUCUGAGACUAUAAUAAUAAUACGCACAAUUUAGGACUCACACACCACAAUCAAGAGAUUAAUAGUAGGACACACAGCAAAACAUUGGUGCAAAAAUAAAUUGUGUAAAUGCUGAUGUCUUUGGGGAUAAUGUUAACCGCCGAUUACUGUACAUUUUUACUGUGACCUCAGUAUUUUCUCAUGACAAGCACAAAAUCUUUAAGUUCGAAUCAUUAAUUAAUAAGUUGUUGUUAUUCUGCUUUUUUUUUCAGUUAGUCUGUUUUCAGCCUUUGUUGUUGUAAUGUUUCCAGUGUUUGUGUGUGUUUGCCUUGAGGACGGCUGGUAAAAUUUUGA
Molecule: messenger RNA, 3316 nt
Organism: Pelmatolapia mariae (spotted tilapia)
Lineage: Eukaryota; Metazoa; Chordata; Actinopteri; Cichliformes; Cichlidae
Gene: gpr61l
Product: G protein-coupled receptor 61-like
Exons: 2
Coding region: 334-1638 (434 amino acids)
Biological process (GO): G protein-coupled receptor signaling pathway
Cellular component (GO): plasma membrane; endosome; signaling receptor complex
Molecular function (GO): G protein-coupled receptor activity
Source: RefSeq, a predicted model, not a curated record